This is a messenger RNA of Dioscorea cayenensis subsp. rotundata (Guinea yam), 571 nucleotides long. Its product is annotated as molybdopterin synthase sulfur carrier subunit. Gene Ontology annotation, biological process: Mo-molybdopterin cofactor biosynthetic process. NCBI's taxonomy places the organism in Eukaryota, Viridiplantae, Streptophyta, Magnoliopsida, Dioscoreales, Dioscoreaceae. The record is from RefSeq and is a predicted model, not a curated record. The coding region runs from base 51 to 434 and encodes 127 amino acids. The transcript has 2 exons. Gene Ontology annotation, cellular component: cytosol.
AAAAAUCGCACUUUGUGGUCUUAUCUUGCUGUGCAUUCUGAAAAGGGAGGAUGGAUGAACAAGAAGGGAGCUACGGCGUCCCUUGUCAUCCCUCGUCAACAAUCGAUUCUUCUAAUAUUAAUGAGUCUGCUGAAGAAGUUGGGAACUUGAAAAGAAAAAAUGGCGAGGACCAAAAUAAGGGCUCUCCGAUUAAGGUUAAGGCCUUGUUUUUUGCCAGGGCUCGUGACCUUACUGGCUUGACAGAUAUCUCUCUUCAGAUGCCAUUUGGAAGCACUGCUGGGGAUUGUUUGAGCAAGCUGUUGGCUGACUUCCCAAGCUUAAAUGAAAUAUAUAAUUCCAUGGUUUUGGCACUGAAUGAGGAGUAUGCUCCUCAGUCCACAGUUGUGAGAAAUGGAGAUGAGUUGGCUAUCAUCCCUCCAAUAAGUGGAGGCUAAUGAGAGGCUAAAGAAAAAAUGAAAUCAGGUUUUUUUCCCUCUUUCUGGAUGCUUUUAAAUUGUAACAAUUCUCUGUUGAAUGUUGUAUAUCUAUUCAGGUCUUUUCUUUGAAGAAAUCAAGCUAUAUUUGCAUCUUA